Molecule: messenger RNA, 2969 nt
Organism: Pygocentrus nattereri (red-bellied piranha)
Lineage: Eukaryota; Metazoa; Chordata; Actinopteri; Characiformes; Serrasalmidae
Gene: paox
Product: peroxisomal N(1)-acetyl-spermine/spermidine oxidase
Exons: 7
Coding region: 67-1653 (528 amino acids)
Molecular function (GO): polyamine oxidase activity
Source: RefSeq, a predicted model, not a curated record
GAUCACUGCUCUCAGCGGUGCUCGAGUUAAAGUGUAACUUGCCGGAAGAGACGGUCUGUCAGCUGGAUGAUUACAGCGGUCUCGCCGUCUCGGUGCUCUCUACAUGAUAAAGCGCAGAGAAAGAACGCGAUGGCUCUCCGUCCAGCUGUAGAUGCGAAAAUACUCAUUGUCGGUUGCGGGAUUUCAGGGAUCGGCGCUGCACAGCGGUUAAUACAGCACGGCUUUAGCAAUGUCCGUAUUAUUGAAGCCACGUCCAGAAGCGGCGGAAGGAUCAAGACAGGCAGGCUCGGCAGUAAUAUUGUAGAAGUAGGUGCCAACUGGAUCCAUGGCCCAUCACAGGAGAAUCCAGUGUUUCAGCUGGCCUGCCACUACCAAUUACUCAGCAAAGAGUCCAUGUCUGAGGAGAAUCAAUCAGCGGACAUUGGUGGUCACCCACCUUUUGUACCUAACUGGUUUUCCAGCUCCGGCAGGAAACUUGAUCCUGAUGUGAUGGGACCUGCAGUGGAGCUCUUCAUGACAUUAUUCGAGAAGUGCCAGGAGUUCCAUGCCAGUGGUGAAGAACCCAUGCCUACUGUGGGGGAGUUUCUUAAGAGAGAGGCCCUCCGGAUAGCCCAUGAGGAGUGGGAGGAGGACCAGGCUACCAAAGAUCUGAAGCUUGCUCUUCUGAGCACAAUGCUAAAGCUAGAGUGCUGUGUUAGUGGAACACACACUAUGGAUGAUGUGGGCCUUGGAGCUUUUGGCAUGUACAAGACACUUCCAGGACUGGACUGCACCUUCCCAGGAGGUUAUGAUGGCCUAAUUAAACACAUGAUGAAUGAGCUUCCUGCGGACAUUGUCUUGUACAAUAAACCAGUUAAGUGCGUUCACUGGAAUAACACCUACAAGCAGUCAAGCUCAAAAGGAAGGACAUACCCUGUUACUGUAGAGUGUGUUAAUGGAGAGACUUUUGAAGCAGAUCAUGUCAUUGUUACCAUUCCACUUGGCUACUUGAAGAAGCAUCAGGACACACUCCUACAUCCUCCUCUGCCACUACACAAAUUGCAUUCCAUCCAGAGAAUGGGUUUUGGGACCAACAAUAAGAUUUUCCUUGAGUUUGAGAAGCCAUUCUGGAGUGAAGAUUGUGAAGUUAUCUACCUUGUAUGGGACGAUGAGCCUGAUCUUGUGGAUGUUGUUUCUGAUGUGAAGACGGCCUGGAUCAAAAAGCUGUUUGGGUUCACUGUUCUGAAGCCCAUGGAAAGGUUUGGCCAUGUUCUUUGUGGUUGGAUUGCUGGGCAUGAAUCUGAGUACAUGGAAACUCUGACAGAAUUUGAAGUGCUGCAAGCAGUUACUCAGCUCAUCCGCAGGUUUACAGGAAAUCCAACAAUUGCACCAAAGAAGCUUCUACGGUCCCAGUGGUUUCAUGAGCCCUACACUUAUGGAUCCUACACCUACGUGGCCAAAGGGUGCUCAGGUUAUGACAUAGAUAACCUUGCAGAGCCUCUUCCCCUGCCAGGUUCAAAUUCUCAGCCAUUACAGGUGAUGUUUGCUGGAGAGGCCACACACAGAUCCUUCUUCUCUACUGUCCACGGAGCCCUGAUUACAGGCUGGAGAGAAGCAGACCGUCUCCAUACUCACUACACUACCCUGUCAGGACAGAUGAUUUCAAAACUGUAAAGAGUGGACCGUGCACUUAUGAGGUGUACUUAACUGGCCAAUUGCAAUGGCUUGUUCCCUCCAACUCUGGACACUGAAUGUAAUGAAGAGAUGAAAUCUGGAACAAUUAUUUACAUUGUGACUUGUGAUUUUUAUCCAUCUGUAAUUGAUGGACAGGCUGUCCAAUCCAAACGUUCUUUUUUUUCCCAAUUUUAUGAACUGUUAGACGUUGCGGAAGCACUGGAUGUCUUUGCAUGGUGUGUUGUUCUGCAUAAUAUAAGGCAGAAUGACAAAUUGAAUAUUGAAAAUAGUGAAAUUAGUAGCUUUAAAAUUCUAUUUUGCACACUACCUGUAAUUUGUUGAUAAAAUAAAUGUCAUCGAAAGCUGAUUUUCAUUUAAAUCCAAAGAGAUUGUGCAAGUUCCUGAGGACCCUGGAUGUUUCCACUGUAAUAAGUUAUUCUGUGAGAUGGUUUGGUUUUUGUGAAGGCUCCAAAAACUAGUGCCUCUUUGCAUUGUUGUAGCCAGCUGCUACAUCAUUUGUUAUGUCCCAUGCAGUCACAACCAACCAUAAAAAAACAAAGCAGGAAAAUAUAUAGUUCGCCUUUUUUCCCCACAAGAGAAAUGAAUGGCAUGAGCCUAGGGAGUAUGUGUUUGUUUGCUUACUUUUAAUAAGAAUGAAUUUUAAUGAGACCAACAUUAGGGAGAAGCUAGGCCUUUAGACAGAAUACUGUAGGCCUUUGUUUUAAGAAUUAAUUUAUAGUGUGGUGAAAUGUUUUUAUUCUGAUCUGUCGUAAGUCAUAAGCAUAAACAACACUAUGUUUAAAAAUAAAAUUGAUAAGUUAAAUAGUAUUCAGACACUAAAAAUGAAUAACUUUAGUACUUUGUUGCAAAGCUAUUGUUGUAAUUGCCAACAACUUUCAGAUGUUUUCAGAAAAGAAGCAAUUAGCUUUUUGCAGCGUUGUGAGUUUUGGUCCAUUCCUCCUCUCAAACCGUCUUAUUUCCCUAAGGUUGUGAAGGUCCCUCAACGAUCCCUACGAUAUUCUGUAAAAAUGCUCAAUUCUGAUUAUAAGUUACUUUAAAUUCCAACGGAUUCAAAUGCUGUUUGGAGGAAAUAUCUGUUAUCAAUCUACUUUUAUGAAAGGUAGACAUAUAUCAAAUAAUAUCCACCUUAUUUAGGAUAUUCUGGAUUAUUCAGAGUUGGGAAAUGAAGAAGCUGUUUAUUUCUGGAUUUUUAUAAUGCAUUUGAUACAGUGAAAUAUUUCUAUUUCUGAUCUGUUACUUUGAUUUUGGUUGUAAAUUUUAUGUUAUUCAAGCUUUUAUAAAAAUGUUAACCCUAA